Messenger RNA from Aspergillus wentii DTO 134E9, 1195 nucleotides. RefSeq lists its product as uncharacterized. NCBI's taxonomy places the organism in Eukaryota, Fungi, Ascomycota, Eurotiomycetes, Eurotiales, Aspergillaceae. Bases 197 to 1108 code for a protein of 303 amino acids. The transcript has a single exon. The record is from RefSeq and is a predicted model, not a curated record.
GCCAGAACUACGCGCCCGACUUGGAGCGUUUCCCACGCCAAUAAGACACUGGUUCUUGCCGCCAGGAGCAGUGAGGUUUUUUUUCUCUAUUAAUAUCUUUGGUUCUUAUAUAGAGACCGUAAAUUGAUAGACAGUGGAUAAACUCAUUUAUUUUCUCAAUUUGGUUCAGUGUUGAUCAUAACUAGUAUAUCCUUUCAUGACCAUCUUCGGUACCAGCAACUACACCAACUCCCAAUGGAUCCCCAACCCUAACAACCGUGGCACUUGGGAUCUUAUCCAGACUUGCAUUAUCACUCUAGGUCUCUGCGUCUACAGUGCCCUCCACCUCAAUGUAUUUGAUCACCAGUGUCCAUGGUGGCACCGUUGGCUCAUCCGGUUCAAAUGGAUGGUCAUCGCUCUCCUCGCACCCGAGUUCAUCGUUUACAACGCCUGGUUCCAGCACCGCCAGGCAUCACGGAUUGCCCAAGUGCUGCGAAGACGCAGUGGACAGACAGAGCCGGAAUCUUUCAUGGCGUUUCUCCGAAGAUAUAUACUAGGGCGCAGCACCGUGAACGAACUUGACCAAAACCAGCAGAAGGACCACGAAAAAGGGUUUCAAUCAUCCGUCCACGAGGAUGAGAAUAUAACCAGUCGAGAGCCGUUCCAGCUAGCCCACGGCUUCCUUAUAGUCAUGGGAGGUUUGGUGGUGGACAUGACGGACGACGAGCAUCGCGUGUGGCCGGAAUGGUGUAACAACCUCACCAUAACACCGGCUUGUAUCGAAGAGUGCCUCGACAGUGAUGCCUUCAAGAACAUCAACUUGGAUUUCCUCACUCUCGAGAGCAUCGAAGGUCGCAGUAAAGUCGAUAGCUUCACCAAGUUCCUCGUCAUCCUCCAAGCCCUGUGGUUCUGCAUCCAGUUCCUCGUCCGUGUCCACCAGGCCCUGCCCGUUAGUUUGCUGGAGCUCAACACCUUCGCACACUCAUUAUGCGCCUUGAUUAUCUAUCUCCUCUGGUGGCACAAGCCAGGCUCUAGGCGACCCCUUCGUGGUCUCCACCUCCGAGUCCCAGGCUCUAGGCGACCUCUGUGCCGCCCAGUGGACGCUGGGUGCUGCAGGGAUGCAUUAUGAGAAGCAUGUGCUCCAGCAGACAGAUCACAGCGGAAUGAUUUUCUCCUCUUGGACACCAUCUUUCACGCAUGGCGGAACUGACUCACU